Molecule: messenger RNA, 2450 nt
Organism: Salvelinus namaycush (lake trout)
Lineage: Eukaryota; Metazoa; Chordata; Actinopteri; Salmoniformes; Salmonidae
Exons: 2
Coding region: 42-1616 (524 amino acids)
Source: RefSeq, a predicted model, not a curated record
ACAUCUUCACAGUUAUAUUUCGUUCAACUGUGCUGCCAGAAAUGUUGAAGAUAUCAGUUGACCAUCUUUCCCAAAGUGUAACUGUAGAGAUCCCCAUGACACUGACAGGAAGAACGCUUUUUGGACUGUUUCUCGUCAUAUCUCGUCUUCUGUCUGUGAACGUGGUGAGUUUCACCUGUGCAGAGUUGACUAUCUGUGCAUUACAGGGAGCAACUGUGAAAGUAAGAUGCCUCCAUCCACCAAACUCCAAAAGUGAAUACCAAAACCUCUACUGGUUUAAAAAGACCCAGAUGUGGAUACCUGAGGACCUCUCUACAGACCCAGAAUAUAAAGGUCGUUUGACGUUUGGUGGCAGAUCUUUUCUUGAAAUAAGAGAUCUUAGAAAGAGUGAUGAGGGUGUCUAUCGCUUUAGAUUUAAGGCAGAGUCCUCUGGAUGGAUAAAUAGUGCACCUGGAAUCAAGUUGAUUGUCACAAACCUGCAGAUAAAGAUGGAUUUUGUGACAAAUGGACAGGGGGUGAAACUGACCUGUACCACUACCUGCACUCUGAGUGAUAACACCAUCUACGUCUGGUACAAGAACAGUAACAUUACUUUAAGCACCAACACCUUCAGCUUGUUCCUCAAAUUAGUCAAAGAUAGGAAUGCAGGCAGCUACUCCUGUGCUAUAAAGGGCUAUGAGGAUCUCCGUGCUCCUGCAGUGUGUCUCCAAAGAAACUGCUUGGAUGUGAGUUACACCCCCAAGACAAUAUGUGGCUUCCCUGGGUCAUAUGUAAACCUACCUUGCACUUACACAUUCCCCAGAGGUCUCAAUAUCACAAAGACACUUUGGGUGAAUAAUACAGAUCUCAAAAUGGAGCCUGAAGAUCUGACUCGGUACCCGGAGUAUGUUGGUCGUGUGGAAUAUCGUGGGAACGGUAAUGACUGCACCCUGAGAAUCACAGAUUUGAGAAAGAGCGACACGUCCAAGUACAGGUUCCUGUUUAAAACGCAAGGGACAUACUUCAAUUCGCCAGCGGUCUCCCUGUCUGUCACAGACUUAUAUGUGCAUGUAUAUCCUGCCGUCGUGGACCAAGGAGCCUCUGUGUCGAUCUGGUGCUAUACCCAAUGCGGUCUUCCGCAAGGCUUUGGGGGCUUCAUUUUGUACAAAGACGGACAACGCAUACCCAGCCCAAAUGGUGAAGAAGGUUACAUAACGCUCCACACAGUCAGCAGUGAGGAUGCAGGUAGCUACUCCUGUGCACUGAUUGGUCAGGAUGAGUUACCCUCCCUGGAAGCUACACUCACCGUCACUAAAGGACCAGUGUCUGUGUUAAUUGUUUUUCUGGGGGUGGUGGCUCUCCUGACUGUCGCAGCUCUUCUGGUCUUUACCUUCAGCACACUGAAAAGGAGAAACAUGGGAGGACAUGAUAUUAGAAUGAACGUCCAAACUGUCAAUAAUGAUGGCGCUCAUCUAGAUGUCAGUAGGAGGGAGAGCUCCCCCGACUAUGAAAACUUUGAACAUAUCUAUGCGGACCCAGAUGAGUUUGAUGACACGUACACAGCUCUUCGGCGGGGGCAUUGGCACUCCGUGUAUGACAUCAUCCAGAGGAGGGAGUCACCACAGAACCUGGACUAAAGGCUGUCUGUGAGGAGAGCACUGACAGAAUUAAAAAGCCAUUUUGGACUGACCAAUGUAGACAUUUUCAAAUAAAUGCAACUUAAAUGUUUAUAUCAAAACAUUUCGAAAGAUUUUGGACAUCACAGCAAUGUUGAGGGUCAGAGUCAGAAAAAGAUACUCAUAUGACAGGUAAGAUAUACAAAACCUUGUAGAGAGCCUAUCCAACUGACAAUCUCUUAGAAAAUAAAUAUCAGCUAUACGAACCAAGACUUAAAAAUAACUAAUAUUGGCACAAGAUGGAGGAAUAUAACUAGUGAAAUUACAGUUAACGAAAAAAUAAAUGCUUAAUCCAGUAUCAACUAAUGUACAUAAUUUAUCAUACGAGAGACAAAAUUCAUAAAUUCUACAGCACAACAGCAGAGUCAUGUCUUAAGUGUAAAACUAGCAAUGACUCAAUAGUUAAUGCCUUCUGGGAGUGCUAUAAAGUCCAAACGUUAUGGGCAGAAUUAGAAAGCUGGCUGUCAAAAGUUUUCCAAUGUAAGUUUACUUUUAAUCAAUCUAUCUGCAUAUUUCAAGACAUGGUGAAUAUUUCAAGACUUAGUAAGAUCCCCAUUGGACUGGACAAUAUUAUUUUCUUCACUUACAUUGGAGAAACUAUUACUUAAAUACUGGAAGUUAAAUGAAACUCCAUCGUUAAGAGAAGGGAAGAAUCAAUGCCUUGUUAUUUAAAUAUGUAAAACAAUCUGUCUACAGACAGAAACAACAUAACAUAAUUUGAAAUCAUAUGGGGCAGAGUCUUACAAGUAUCGGAGGUGGAUACGGGGGUGGAUAUGGUGGGAACAUGUGGGUGUG